Falco peregrinus (peregrine falcon) is the source of this 2183-nucleotide messenger RNA. It is a transcript of the gene SERPINA10, whose product is annotated as serpin family A member 10. NCBI's taxonomy places the organism in Eukaryota, Metazoa, Chordata, Aves, Falconiformes, Falconidae. The record is from RefSeq and is a predicted model, not a curated record. The transcript is spliced from 6 exons. Gene Ontology annotation, molecular function: serine-type endopeptidase inhibitor activity. Gene Ontology annotation, biological process: negative regulation of endopeptidase activity; blood coagulation. Bases 138 to 1460 code for a protein of 440 amino acids.
AGAGCAAAUAUUUGUUGCAAAACUUCUAUGUGGGACAGACAUCUUCAUCUCAUUUUUCAACAUAGUUGAUUGAGAAUAGUAACAGAGGAGCUGCCUAAUAGAAAAAAAAGAAAAAAAGCUCAUUACUGGAUGUCAACAUGAAAACAGGAGUUUACCUAUUUCUUUUAAGUGAAAUGUGUGUUGAAUUCAUCAAGGCUGGCAUAAACCUUAACAUUCCAAAGGAGGAAAACGAGAAUAAUUUAUUAGAAGGAAAUAAAAAUGUCAGUAUUUCUGAAGAGUUACAUUAUCUUGAAAAUAUCUCUAAGCCUUUUGAAGACCGAGGUCUUGAAGAGUUCACUCUUUACAACUUCACCGAAAAGACUGCAAAUUUUGGAUUUAACCUCUACAGAAAAAUUGCAAUGACACAUGACAACAAUGUAAUCAUCUCUCCCCUUUCUGUAUCAGCUCUCAUGACUGCAUAUACGCUUGCAGCCAAAGGGGAAACACAGAGACAAAUAGUAAAAAGUCUAAACCUCCAUGCUUUGAAGGAUGGAGUGGAUCGCCACCAUUUACCAGCUUUGUUUAAACAACUGAAAGAUAACAUCACAAUGAAUGAAGAACUACUCCUUGUGCAAGGUACCCUUUCUUUUAUCCAAAAAGACUUCAGACUCAAGGAAUCUUUCCUCAAUUUAUCAAAGCAGUACUUUGAUAUGGAAUUCCUGAGAGUGGACUUUCAAAACUUUACACAGGCAAAAUCUGUCAUAAACCAAAACAUUAACAAAAGGACCAAAGGAAAAAUCCCAGAGCUUUUUGAAGACCUUGACCGCCAAAAUAAACUGCUACUUGUGGACUACAUUGUCUUUAAAGGCAAGUGGGUCUACCCAUUUAAUUCCAAAUUCACAGAAAUGGAGAAUUUCCACAUAAACAAAUACAGAAGCGUAAAGGUACCCAUGAUGUUCAAGUCAGGUAAAGUUAAUUCAAGUUUUGAUGAGAACUUAAGAUGCACUGUGAUAAAGCUACCCUACAAAGGGAAAGCCCACAUGCUGAUUGUCAUCCCAGAAAAAGAGGGAGAUUACAUUUCACUUGAAGACCAUUUGACUACAGAGCUUGUGGAAUCCUGGCUUGCAAACAUGAAAACCAGAAAAGUGGAUAUUUCCUUUCCAAAGUUUAAACUAGAGCAAAAAUACAAAAUGAAGAAAUUGCUACAUGCUCUUGGAAUUAAAAAUCUCUUUACACGUACAGCAGAUCUCGGUCAUCUCACAGAUCAAGGAUAUGUAGCAGUCUCACAGGUUGUCCAAAAGGCAGCAAUCGAAGUGGAUGAAGAAGGAACUGAGGCCACAGCAGCUAGUGGGUCAGAAAUAACUGCAUUCACAGUGCCUCCUGUCAUCAAAGUGGAUCGACCUUUCCUUUUUAUGAUUUUUGAAGAAACUUUUAAAACAUUACUAUUCAUUGGCAGGGUGGUUGAUCCAACAAAAAUGUGAAUACAGGUAAAACCAAUGCUACAGAGGGUUCCAAAGUAUUGGUGCUGCCCAACAGAAGUAACCCAGAAGUAAGCAGCCUCAUGAAAGAUUGCUGGGAUGGAGGUCUACAGUGUGAAGGACUGAUGAAAGUAUACAUGAGACACUAGGAAUAUCGUACAAGGAAGAUGUGCAGACCAAAAAACGUCUAAAUAGAGCAUUUAAAUAUUGCAUAAGCAGAAAUUUAAUAUACAGUAGGAUUAUUGAGUGGAGCACAUGUUAUCAGCACUAAAUAAAUUAAUCAGUUAAAAAUGACAGACAAAUGACAGCCAAUAAGAAACAAAUGACAGACUGUAUACAGAAUUCAUUAGGUGCUUAUUAAGGGGAGAAGUAGCCUGAAUUCAAGUUUCUGGACUUACUGGUUGUUCUGCACUGCUCUAGUAAAGGCAUCUGAGGGUCAAACGCAGUUUUGAGUCCUGUUCUGCAGCUGGGUACUGCUGAUCUGAGUUUGGCCCCUGGCAGAAAUCAGGCUGAGAACGGAUUGAACAGUGUCCUGUGGCCCAUGGGUGAGCAGCUGUAGCUGGCACGUUGAGUUAGAUGUCCCUGGGGACCAGGGAGCAUGUGCCUUCAUGGAUGAGACAAAAGCAGAAACUGGGAGGAGCCAGCAUACGUCAUCUCUAUAUCUGCAUCAUUAUUGCAUGUUAAACAUCGUAAUACUUGAAAGAAGCUUUUAAAGAAAUCUGUGAU